Messenger RNA from Anoplopoma fimbria (sablefish), 2922 nucleotides. RefSeq names its product transmembrane protein 205. The transcript is spliced from 3 exons. The record is from RefSeq and is a predicted model, not a curated record. The coding region runs from base 37 to 603 and encodes 188 amino acids. Lineage: Eukaryota; Metazoa; Chordata; Actinopteri; Perciformes; Anoplopomatidae.
GUCCAGGCUGGAAGAGAGAGAGGCUGAGGAGACAACAUGCCCACUGACGGGGAGCCCACGGUCACAGUCAAGAUGCUGCAGCUGCUGCUACUCUCCACCUACUGGGGGAUGCAGAUCUGGGUCACCUUCAUUUCAAGCUUUGUGAUGGACAACCACCUGAACAGACACACCUACGGGUUCAUCCAGAGUCGCCUCGUCCCGUUUUACCUCCACCUGGGUUCAGCUUGUGCCUUCUUCAACCUCACCAUCUACGCUGUGUAUCACCCCAGUGACAUGCUGAACGACAGAGAAGCCUUUCAGAUCUUCAUCUUCUUCGUGUCGGUGACGGUCGCGGCCGUCAACGCCCAGUGGUUCGGCCAGAUGACGUCGGAGAUCAUGGCGGACAUGCACCUGAUCGAGCAGGCGUGCGGGCUGGGCCAGGACAUCGGGCUGUCGUCGAACCGCGAAGCUUACGCCAAGCUGUGCGACACGGACGCCAAAUACAGACACAUGAGCAGUCGCCUGUGGCUCUACAGACUGCUGUCGUCCCUCUGCAACCUCUGCUGCAUAGGCUGCAACUUCUACAGCCUCUGCUACAUGGCGGAGAACCUCGGCACGCUUUAAACCGACACAGAGCUGCUGGACUGUAACAAAUAUCACUCCCACAUCAACAAUUUUCUUUAAAUCAAAGCAGUAAGUUAUAUAUUUAAUACACCAAGUCUCUCACUCUGCCUUAUUAGUUAUAAGACAAAAAAGUCAGGUUAUCCUUGUUGUGCCUUGGGGAUUAAUGAAAGGAUACAGCCACCAUGCUUUUUUUUUUUGGCCCUUUUUUUUUUUUGGGUUUUGAGACAAUCGUGGUCAGUAAAGCUGCGUUUCUCUAAAAGGUUGUAGGGAGGCAAAUAAGCACGUGCAAUGACUAAUGCCUCACCUUUCACCUAGUGUGGCUGUGGCUGGUGGCACCUUGAUAUGACACCCUCCACCCAUACCACAUGGUGCCUUUAUGCAACCUAAACAUGAGGGAUGUUGUUAAAUAUAAAAGUUGUACAUGCAGUACGGAGAAACCAUAGCAGUAAAUAUCAAAAUGUGCUACAUGUUUUUUAAUUUUUUAAAUGUAAGCUAAAAGAACAUUUUAAAAAGGGAGCGUCCUCCAUGCUGCUCAGUCCGGCUCUUCCUGUUUGGGUGCAGUUUGAAUACUUUUUUCAGUGUGGUGUCACAGGUUUGUCCGGCUUACCUGAAGAGCACCUGUGAAGUGAAAGGUUGUUUAUUAUCAUCCAUCUUUAGUUCUCCAGGCUGCUGGUAUGAAACAGAAAGAAUUGUGAAGACUUGCUGAGAUGAUGUGGGUCUAUUUUGACUAAAUGUCUGUAAUGAUAAUAGUUUGGAGCCCCCAGGAGAUGAUAAAUAACUUGCAAAGAAAACCUUUCGGGGGCUCAGUAUUGUUGUCUACUUGAAGACCUGAAUGAAAUCUCUCUCAUUGACCCUUUCACUAUUCACCACAGUACGACCUCCAUUACCUUACAGUGUGCCUCAACUGAAAAUCACAUCAGAUCUUUUAAAGAUCUACAAAGCUGUUGCAUCCGUAGCUUGAAUCCCUCAAAGUCUGUUUGACUUUGUUCUCAAAAUAUACAGCCGUGUUUGGAAUUGAAGCCAAAUAUUUGUUUUUCUUUUGUGUGAGAGAAGUUCUGGUUUAGACUUAUGUCAACAAACCUCUCCAUGCACUUUUUUUUUUUAUUUUGUAACUGCUUAGGUGAAGCUCUUAUAUCGAUGUGUUGGCUGUGUUUAUCACGUCCAUUAAACCAAAGAUUUAAAAAAAGUACAGUAACAGCACAUCAGAGCAGCUGAGUAUUUAUUCAGAAACUCCUUUUUGUGUUUUUCCUUGUUUGUUCAGGCUGGAGUGAUGAAGGUGUUUAUAAUGUAACUGCCAAAGACAAUGCAAUAUUACCUGGUUUUAAACUGCACAUCCUUUUUUAUUGUGUCGCCUGUUAGCUCUGCCAGUCUAAAUUUAAAAUAAAACUGAAUGCAAAAAUCAUUUGACAGUUUUCUGCUUAAACACAAAAGCAGUGCUGUGUAAUUUUUAGAGGAUGAUUUAACAUGAAUUUGUGGAUAUUUAUGCUAGUGCCUUAAUGUUAAUGGUUAUAAGUGUUAUUGUGGUUUGUGUAAUACUGAAUGUAAGUUGCCUGAAGACCAGUGAGGUCAGUGGUUGGUAGUGGGUUUGUGUCAAACAUGAUUUGACAGUCUGGUUUUUUUGUAUUAAAACAAGUGCUCUUUAACUUUUGUGCUUCAGCUUCUCCUCAUUUUUAUGUGGAUUUAUUUUUAAUAUUUGUUCAGCCAAAAACAAAUAAACCCAGAUUUUAUCUGUGCAGUACAGCUGCUGAUUGGAGGUCGAAAUUUGGACUUUUAUCUGGAAGUCUUUUACAUAUUUUGAGAGAUGGACAGUAUAGAAUUGGAAGCCUUUAAAAGUGUACUCAAUGUGUAUAUUUAGCAUUUUUUUUGUAUAUUUAAAAUGAAAGAAUGGUCAUUUUUAGAAAUUUUAAAAUGUUUGAAUUUUAUUAAAUAUAUAAUAUGCUUGUUCUAUGUAUGAGGAUUUGCACCUCUUAAUAAUAUAUUAACACAGUGGCACCAGGCCACCACUAGAGGGCGCUAUGAGCUUCAACAGGGAAGCACCACAUUAGAACACAUUUCUGUCAGUACAGGAAGUAAAUAUUGGAAUGAACAACCAUGUGCAAUAAGGGACAUAUUCCACUUUUAAGACCCAUCUCAAACAGCUUAAAGCUAAAUAGAACUGUGAUCACUUAGAUAUACCAUGUUUUGUUUUUUCUACUUCUCUAUUGCAUAUUUGUAUCUGUAUAUUGUCAACUUGUAAUGCUUCUGUUUUUGUAAACUGCUUAAUCCGGCAUGUUUAUUUUUAUACGGAUGUAACAAAUAAAUAAAUGUAGGUGGUCAGGA